This is a messenger RNA of Neoarthrinium moseri, 1398 nucleotides long. RefSeq lists its product as uncharacterized. Gene Ontology annotation, molecular function: flavin adenine dinucleotide binding; oxidoreductase activity, acting on CH-OH group of donors. NCBI's taxonomy places the organism in Eukaryota, Fungi, Ascomycota, Sordariomycetes, Amphisphaeriales, Apiosporaceae. The coding region runs from base 1 to 1398 and encodes 465 amino acids. The record is from RefSeq and is a predicted model, not a curated record. The transcript is spliced from 2 exons.
AUGACUCUGUGCACAAACCUUCCAAGCAACCUUCAGGGGGUGGAUGUGAUCAUUGCUGGUGGAGGAAGUGCUGGCUGUAUCGUAGCCGCUAGAUUGGCGGAUGCUGACCCCAAACUCUCCAUCUUGAUCAUUGAGGGGGGCACAAACAACUUUGAAGUGCCUUUGAUUGUCCACCCGGGUUUUCUCUUUGCCCAUAUCCAGCUUCAAAACAAGUACAUGCAGUUUUAUAAGGGGAAGAAGUCUCAGCACCUAGGUGGUCGAGAGGCUGUCGUUCCUUGUGGCGGUGUUUUGGGUGGUGGAUCGUCUGUGAACUUGAUGCUUUACAGUCUGGCACAGCGGAGUGACUUUGACGCCUGGGAAACUCCAGGAUGGUCGGCCAACGAGCUUCUACCUUACCUGAAAAAGCUUGAGACGUACCAUGGCGAGGACAAGACAAGUUGUCAUGGUAAUGAUGGCCCCAUCCACGUUUCUGGCAGCACAUACCGUGCUUCCAGAUUGGAGAAUGAUUUCAUUACAGCAGUAACAAAGCUGGGCUAUCCAGUGGUCGAUGAUCUUAAUAAUCUCGACACAGGCAACGGAGUCAUGCGCGCUCUACGAUACGUCAACCCUCAAGGGAAGCGUCAGGAUACAGCUCACACAUAUAUCCACCCCAGACUCAAGGAUGGAGAACAUCCUAAUUUGCACGUGCUGACAGAGUCACUGGUAGAACGUAUCUUGUUUGAGGGCACGAGGGCAGUCGGGGUAUCCUACAAGCCAAACCAAACUCUCCAACCCGAUGCUGAUAACGCCGUCCGGACAGUCAAGGCGCGAAAACUUGUGAUUCUCUCUUGUGGAGCACUUGGAACUCCUCUUGUGCUUGAGAGGUCGGGUGUUGGCAGCUCUGACAUCCUCCAGCGCGCGUCUGUCGACCUUGUAGCAGAUUUAGCUGGCGUUGGCUGCCAUUACCAGGACCACCAUAUGAUGCUAUACCCGUAUGCAUCAAGUCUCGAGCCUGAUGAGACACUUGACGCAUUGAACGCUGGUAGACUUGAUCCAGGAAUCUUGAUUAAGGAUAACCACAAGAUCCUGGGCUGGAACUCCGUUGAUGCGCAGUGCAAGCUGCGCCCAACCGAGGGUGAUGUCUUUAGCUUGGGACCGGCAUUCCAGGAGGCUUGGAAUCGCGAGUUUCGAGGCGCACCGCCCAGGGUCGGAUUGGCAGUGAUGGCACCGGAUUCAUCUGGUAAUCAUGGCAUAGUCCUACGGCUCAACCUCGUAUCUUUGUCGGCGGGGUGGUUGACGCAUGCCGUCGUGGCAGGGCAAAGGCUGCAUCACAUCACCUGUAGCGGUUGGUCCUGCCGUACAGCACAUAGUAGUUCCAACACUUUCACUAAUGCAGCCCUACGGCUCAGCCUCGCCUAA